Messenger RNA from Meloidogyne enterolobii, 459 nucleotides. The record is from the annotation of a GenBank genome assembly. Lineage: Eukaryota; Metazoa; Nematoda; Chromadorea; Rhabditida; Meloidogynidae.
GAAUGGCUGAAGGAAAAAAAGAAAAUGUACUAUCAGAAAAAUAAAGACAAGAUAAAAGAAUAUAGUCGAAAUUAUUCUAAAAAUUACCAGAAAAUUAACAAAGAAAAGAAACGAGAAUAUAAAAGGAAAUAUGAUGAAGCAAAUAAAGAAAAAAGGCGUGCAAAUAAACAAAAACACUAUCUAAAAAGGAAAAAUGAAAAAGAAAUUCUGAAAAAUGACAGUCUAGAAGCAAGAAAUGUUCAAGACGAUAAUGAAGGAACUUCUUUGGUUAAUCAAGAAAAUAAUGUUUGUGAAAAUAAAGGAAAAGAACCGAUUAUUUUCAAAGAGAACGUUCAGUUAGAACAAGGUAUUGUUAAUUGUGUGGAAGUUGAACAUCUUAUUAAACAAAUAGAUGAUGAUAUAAGUAAGGUGGCUGAUGAGAACUUUUUGGAUGAUUUGAGUUUUUUGGAUGAUCACUGA